Molecule: messenger RNA, 1599 nt
Organism: Talaromyces proteolyticus
Lineage: Eukaryota; Fungi; Ascomycota; Eurotiomycetes; Eurotiales; Trichocomaceae
Product: general substrate transporter
Exons: 8
Coding region: 1-1479 (492 amino acids)
Biological process (GO): transmembrane transport; carbohydrate transport
Cellular component (GO): membrane
Molecular function (GO): carbohydrate:proton symporter activity
Source: RefSeq, a predicted model, not a curated record
AUGGCUAAGCUCACUCCAUUCAAUAUCGCGAUCUCCUGCUUCGGAGCUUUAGGAGCCUUCAGCUAUGGCUUUGGGUUUGCCAUUUUUGUUACUAGCAUUGGCCAGCCAGGAUUUUUUACAUACUUCAAUCUUGAUCGUGACAUUCUAGGUGCCAUAAGUGGACUGUUUAACUUUGGACUCGCAGCCGGAGCCCUUUUACAAGGAUGGAUUUCCGAUUCUUUUGGUAGAAAGAAGGCAUUUGCUUUUGCCAGCAUGUGUUCUUUAAUUGGUGGUGCUUUAGUUGCUGGCUCUGCUACUAUUCCGAUGCUGAUCAUUGUGCGAAUGCUGCAAGGAAUUGGUUUGGGGAUACUUGUUGCCUUGGUGCCAAUAUAUAAUACCGAGGUCGCCCCCCCUCAUCGCCGUGGCAUGCUCUCUGGGCUUACUGCUCUGAACUUUGCACUUGGAUAUCUAGUGUGUGCAUGGGUGUCUGUUGGUACUUACUAUGCGAAGGAUAUCACGCUGCAAUGGAGAUUGCCCUUAGCCUUGGCUUGUUUGGGGCCUCUUAUCAUUCUUGCAGGCCUCCCAUUUAUCCCUGAAUCUCCUCGGUUCUUGACCAUGACAGGAAAGACAGAUAAGGCUUGGGAAGUUCUUCGAAAGAUCCAUCACGAUAAGAACGACCCUGAAGAUCUGGCUGCUCAUGCAGAGUAUACUCAGAUUAUGAGACAGCUUGAACAUGAUAAAGAAGAGGAAACAGGAUAUAUAAAAAUGUUUACAAAGCCUUCUUGGAGAAAAAGAACUCUCCUUGCAAUGUUUAUUCAGUUCGCAGCACAAUCUACAGGAAUCCUUGCGAUUGCGAAUUUUCUCAUCCUCAUAUUAGACACCCUUGGAAUGGAAGGAGCUAUGCCACUUAUAUUAUAUGGUGUUUUUGCUACUAUCGCUAGCAUUUCUCUCCUCAUCUCACUGUUUGUGGUCGACCGAAUUGGACGUAGAAAACUAUUCUUGAUUGGGUUUCCGGGACUUGGAGUAGUCUUGUUAAUUGAAGCCUUAUUACAGAGGCAAUAUCUAGAUUCAAAUAACAAAGCCGGUCUGGGAGCAUGCGCAGCUAUGCUUUAUGUUUAUAUGGUCAUAUACACUGUCUGCAUUGAUGCAACCUCUUUCGUCUGGAUGUCGGAGAUAUUUCCCACAACAACUCGUUCAAAAGGAGUGGGCCUCGGCUUCUUUGCCUAUUCUGUUGGGGCGAUUACCUACACAACUCCAUCAGCCCUUGAAUUCCGGAAUAUAAAGUAUAAUAUAUUUUACCUUUACAUGGGUUUGUGUUUCAUUUCUACUGUUGUUGUAUACUUCUUUAUAUGUGAAACCAAAGGUCUUCCUGUUGAAGAAAUUGGGGGUUUGUUUGGGGAUAAAGUUGUUGUUCACUUGACUUCAGAUGGGCAGGGAAUUGUUGAAGACAACUCAUCUAAGGCGGAAAUUGAGAACAUGGAAGUUGUUGAAAAGUUCUAAUCCGAAGGCGCCAUCACAGCUCUAGCGGCGUGUAACUUAGAAGUUGCUUCGCAGAUCAGCCGGACUAGUAUAGUCACUCCAAUCCUAUAUUGGAGGUCUCAGCCGUCUAUUACUUAUGUG